AUGCCCGACGCUCCUCCUCUGGGCCUGGGGGAUGCGCCCGGGCAGAGUCACCAGCACGGCCAUGGCCCAUCCACGGGCAAUAUCGCCCCCGUGCCAGAGGUACGAAGGACUUCAUCUUCAUCAAGCGCCCAUACAUUCUCCGGCUCAUCCAUGGGGACCGCCACUCCGACAGGCGCCAAACUCCCUAUUCCGCGAAACCGACCGGGCGCGCCGUCGAGGCAUCAUCGACGAGUCCCACGGGCUUGUGCCUCCUGCCACAUGCGCAAGACGAAGUGCAGUGGUGAGAGCCCAAUCUGUAGGCAAUGUCACGAACUAGACAUGAAAUGCGUGUAUCCACCGCCUCUACGCGAGAAAAUGAAAAUACAGCAGGAAGAACUUGCCAAAAAGCUUCAAGAAUGCCAGAGCUUGCUGGGAGAAGUCGAACCGCUGGUAUCAGGUCGAACUGCGAAAAGAGUUCGUGAGUUACUGCAACGCUUGGAGACGGGAUAUCUGUCCAGCGAUCCGUCCAGUGGCAAUGCCAUCCGCUCAAGGACUUCCUCGCUCGCCGAGAUGGACAAGCCAGCAAGUUCGUCCUCUUCCGUUGGCUCAUUAGAGGCGCAAGAUCAUGUGGAUAUCGAUUUGAACCGGUCAGAGGAAACUCGAGCAACUGGCCACCUGGGCAAAAGCUCAGAAAUCAAAUGGAUGCAACGAUUACAGGAGACGGCCGAGCAGCGUCGCAAAGACAACGCUUCUGGGACCAAUGCUGGAUUAGACGGUACAUUUUCCGAGCUUCCUCAGGAUUUGAAUUAUCAUCUUGAUGAUUUUGACAUUCAAGUCUCGGAACCUGUGCAAAAAUAUUGGAUACCGCCGCGUCCGUUGGCUGAUCUGCUGUUUGACACCUACCUUGCCGUUGCACAUCCCUAUUUUCCAAUCAUCAAUCGCCCUUUGUUCCGAGACCAGUACAAAUCAUUCUUUGAUGAGACAGUCUUGCCAGGCGACAAGUGGAUCGCCAUCCUCAACACGAUCUUUGCCGUUGCUACGAGCUAUGCACAUUUGGCAGAGCUAGAUUGGCGUGCAGAUGCAGAGGAUCAUUUGGUGUAUCUGGCACGGGCACGAAUGUUGAGCUUGGAGGGCGAUGAUAUAUUUCGGCAUCCAGACAUUCAGCAAGUUCAGUUAGAAGGCUUGAUUACUUUCUACUUGCUGACCAUCGAUCAGAUCCACAGAGCUUGGCGAAUUUCCGCCUUGGCUGUUCGAUCGGCCAUUUCUCUAGGUCUCAAUCUACAAAACAAAAGCUCGGCUGUGCCGGGAAUUUCCAAAGAGAUGCGGAAUCGGGUGUGGUGGUCACUAUUCUCACUCGAGAACAAGCUCGGCAUGAUGACGGGGCGGCCAACAUGUGUCUCCGUCAACAUGUGCAGCUCACCAUUCCCUCUUUCCUGGGAAGAAUCUGAUCUUGCCGCUCCCAACGCUUCGUCGCUGUUGACGAAUCCCGUGCUUCGUGAUGGACAGAUUGAUGCUACCAUGGCAAGCUAUUACACGCCCGGAACGCCAAUGGGCCAGUCGGGGGGCAUUGGAGAUAUACGGGCCGCUCGUCAUUGGCUUCGAGACCAGCCCGUGAACUCGGGAUUAUGUUUUCUGUACUCUUGUGAUCUGACGAUGAUCACGCAAGAGAUUCUCGACCGGGUUUACGCAGUUCGGUCCGCAAAGCGAGACUGGUCGUAUAUCCAGGUCAUACUGUCAGAACUUGCGGGGAAGAUCGAUAUCUGGUUCUCCACGUUGCCCAAGACGCUGGACUUUCUUGCCUCGGACAACAAUGAUGCGUACUACAACCACAAAAUGCAGCUGGCGUUGCAAUACCACGGGUCGAAGAUUUUGCUGGGUCGGCCGUGUCUCUGCCAGCACACAUCGACACCGAAGACUGACAGACAAGAAAUCAACGAAUUCAAUAAAACGAUGAGUCUUUCGGCCUUGGAAUCGGCCGCACAGAUCACACACUUGAUUCCAGACAGUCAACUCCUCAGCUCCACGCAUCGCCACGGGCCGUGGUGGUCCCUUCUUCACUCUGUCAUGCAGGCCGUGGCAAUCAUGAUUCUCGAAAUUUCCUUUGGAUACGUCCAUAUGCCCGAAGGCGAGAAUAUGCUCAUUCCAUUGACCAAGAAAUGCAUCCGCUGGCUCCAUAGGACAUCGGAGAGUAGCGUGGCUUCCCGUCGGGCCUGGCAGCUAUGCGACAAUACUCUGCGACAACUAGCCGGUUCGAUGCAAUUCGAAAUCAGCGACAUGCCGCCUCCGCCACAUUGGCACCGAAAAGGCCCCGCUGGCACCUCUAGUGGCGGUUCGUCUGCUUCCACGGGGCAAGAGGGGCUGACGAGCUCUGCCAUGGAGAGGCACAAUACCGCGAUUCGAAUCUCAGACGUGAUCUCCAAAGACACGGACGAUUUCCCACCGUCACUGGGAGACUUUUCGCAACACGUGCCUAUCCCGUCAUCUUCUGCGUACAAGGUCUCAACAGCCAAUACGAAGACCGCCGCCGCCUACGGAUCACUCGAUCGGGAGUUUAUUCAGACGUUCUUUCCCGAGCUUUUGCAGUGA
This is a messenger RNA of Penicillium diatomitis, 2565 nucleotides long. RefSeq lists its product as uncharacterized. The coding region runs from base 1 to 2565 and encodes 854 amino acids. Gene Ontology annotation, biological process: regulation of DNA-templated transcription; DNA-templated transcription. NCBI's taxonomy places the organism in Eukaryota, Fungi, Ascomycota, Eurotiomycetes, Eurotiales, Aspergillaceae. The transcript is spliced from 4 exons. Gene Ontology annotation, molecular function: DNA binding; zinc ion binding; DNA-binding transcription factor activity, RNA polymerase II-specific. The record is from RefSeq and is a predicted model, not a curated record.